CGCUCUCGGGCAGAGAGGAGAGCAAGCGAGCCCUGCUUCACAAGUCCAGCAGCACCAGUCCGGAGUCUCCUUCAUCGUCUUCUCCGCCUGAAUUGGACUCUUAUAACCUGUGAGCCCAGGUGCGAGAGACGGAAUGGCAAUCCCACAAUAGUGCGGCCCGGAUUGUGCGCCUCUCAGCAUCAUCCUUGGUUUGGCACCAGCCUCUCAGCCGCCGAGUCCUGAAUCGAGCCAUUGUUCCCACCGCAGUCGCCUGGACGGAGAAAGAGGGGGGCGUAGAAAAAGGCACCUUGUGUAAAACGUAAAGACUCGUCGGCAAGGCUCGGGAGUAUACUAUUAGGGAAAGGGGGGUCUUGCUCUCCCUCCCCCCGCCCCAAUACACAAGGUCUGAGCGCUUUGCUGCUGAGCCCCUGGACACAGGCUGUGCUCAGACAUUCCAAUGCAGUGAGGCAGCAGCGGGGCUCAAUCGCAAUCUCGGGCAGAGAGGAGAGCAAGCGAGCCCUGCUUCACAAGUCCAGCAGCACCAGUCCGGAGUCUCCUUCAUCGUCUUCUCCGCCUGAAUUGGACUCUUAUAACCUGUGAGCCCAGGUGCGAGAGACGGAAUGGCAAUCCCACAAUAGUGCGGCCCGGAUUGUGCGCCUCUCAGCAUCAUCCUUGGUUUGGCACCAGCCUCUCAGCCGCCGAGUCCUGAAUCGAGCCAUUGUUCCCACCGCAGUCGCCUGGACGGAGAAAGAGGGGGGCGUAGAAAAAGGCACCUUGUGUAAAACGUAAAGACUCGUCGGCAAGGCUCGGGAGUAUACUAUUAGGGAAAGGGGGGUCUUGCUCUCCCUCCCCCCGCCCCAAUACACAAGGUCUGAGCGCUUUGCUGCUGAGCCCCUGGACACAGGCUGUGCUCAGACAUUCCAAUGCAGUGAGGCAGCAGCGGGGCUCAAUCGCAAUCUCGGGCAGAGAGGAGAGCAAGCGAGCCCUGCUUCACAAGUCCAGCAGCACCAGUCCGGAGUCUCCUUCAUCGUCUUCUCCGCCUGAAUUGGACUCUUAUAACCUGUGAGCCCAGGUGCGAGAGACGGAAUGGCAAUCCCACAAUAGUGCGGCCCGGAUUGUGCGCCUCUCAGGCAAUUAAUUAACUGGAAGUGGAAUGACUUCAGAAGCAAUUACCUUUUAAAGUACGUUUUUCUGGACUCUUGUACCCCCAGACAAGGCAAACUACUAUGAAGGAAAUGAUGUGCUUAAAAGAAAAGUACUCCUAAAUGUUGUUAUUCCAAACAGAUGAGCUACCAGAGUUAGUAUUUUGUGACAAUUUCCUCUUGAAAUAGUUUUGGAGAUUGUCAAUAAUACAGCUGUAUUUAGACUGGUUUUUCUAGUAUUUUCGGCAAAACGGAAAUAUCAGAAGCUUGUGUGUCAGAAUGAUCUCUGGAAAAAUACUACUGUGAAUACUGGGCUUUGACAGUCUUGCUUGUGCACCAGAAAGGAAAUAGAGAUAAAACAUGCUGGAUGUUUGUUGUUAAAAUAUGAAGGUAUGAAAUGAACACAUCCUGAUUAUAGAAAUGAAGAAAAGCACCUCUAGAGAGCACUAUUUGUUAUUUCUACUGUAAUAGAUGAGAAAGAAAUGACUGAUCGUAAAAAACCCUGGAAUAGAGGCACAUGUAUCCCUGCUUCUUUGGAAUUUCUGAGCAUAAAUUAUGAUAUUUUACAGAAGAGCUACAAGAACAACACUAUACAUAACCACUUAUAUAAACCAUGUGACACUUUCCCCUCAAAAGAUACAUGUUUAGAAACUGGAAUUCCUUUACUGGAAAGAGCCAUGUAUGCCGAAAUCAAAUUAAAAAUGGAUGGAUCUCAAGUUGAGUUUAAGUCACUAGGAAGCCAAUCCUCAGUAAAUAAAAAUGAAACCGACAGACCUGAUUUAAAUUACGUUACAGAAAGAAAUAAUAUCUCAAAACAUCUGUGUACUUUGCACAACAGGUUUGUUUGGGAUGAUUGUCUCCAGCGAGUAAAGAUUUAUAAUAAUUGCACCAGUGCUUCCACAACCUGCACUUGUAACUUAAUGGAACUACCAACUACCCGUGGGGAUAAAACUGGACAACAGUUGCGGGACACCAAUGACUCCUCAACUGAUAGCUGUUUUCAUUUAGAAACAGCAACCCAAAAACUCAGUGUGGCAUGUUCUGAUCACAGCUUCUCAAGUGUUAAUUUUCUUGGAAAAAUUCCUUCAAAGCCUAACCUGAGCCAUUUGGAAAACUGCAGUGAAAGCAAUGGAGAAGAGUCAGAGGAAGAUCUUUCUCGAAGUAAGAAAGAACGCUCCACCUUAUUAACCAGAAGAUUUUGCAAAAAUGACAAGAAGGUUAAGAAAACAGUCUAUACUGGAACGAGAGCAAUUGUAAGGACUUUGCCAUCUGGUCAUAUAGGAAUGGUUGCCUCGAACUCUAUUGACCGGUCGAAAACCCAUAAUGAGUUAAGGCACUGCAGGGUUACAUCAGAUCAGCUGGUAACAUUUCAAAUUUCAAGAAGCCAGGCAUUACGUUCUUAUCUUCUGCAGUCUAUAUGGCAUGAGAUCUUCAAAACAGCAACAGGAUCAGAAGAUUCUUUGAAAUAUUUUCUCCAUCCGGUAAAGGAACCACUAACGCCACAGCGCCAUACAGAUUGCUGGUGUGAAAGAGACAACUUGUGCAUAAAAUCAUGUAUACAAGCUUCUGAAUACUGUGCCACUUUACACAGGACUUCUCUUUCAAACUUUGUCAGCGGUGCUUUACUAGAAGCAACCACAUCAUUGGGGGCAAGAAGUGGUUCGCUAAAUAUCUUAGGAGGAUCAACUGGAAAGACCAUGCUAAAAGAACGAAAAUUGAGUUCAUCUAUGGCUGGAUCAAAUGUCCUUACUUCUGCUGUAGCUGGUAUCAGCAAAGAGCUUGUAGAUCUGCAGCAUCUCAUUCAGUUUCCCGAGGAGGUUGCUAGCAUUCUGACUGAGCAAGAGCAGGAUCUUUACAGAAAAGUAUUGCCCAUUGACUACCUCUGCUUCUUAACCAGAGAUUUGGGGAAUGCUGAGUGCCAGAACAAACUUUCAACUAUUAAAGCUUCAAUUUCUGCAACACUUCUUUCAGCUUCAAAUGGGGAACACAGUGCUGUUGAAGAUCUAGUGACAAGAUUCAAUGAGGUGAGUUCUUGGGUGACAUGGCUGAUUCUGACAGCAGGCUCUAUGGAAGAAAAACGAGACGUCUUCUCUUAUGUAGUCCAUGUGGCAAAAUGCUGCUGGAACAUGGGCAACUACAACGCUGUCAUGGAGUUCUUGGCAGGACUAAGGUCAAGAAAAGUUUUAAAAAUGUGGCAAUUCAUGGACCAGUCUGAUAUUGAAACGAUGCGGAGCUUGAAAGAUGCUAUGGCACAGCAUGAAUCAUCCUCCGAAUACAGAAAAGUUGUCAACAGAGCUCUGAAUAUACCCGGCUGUAAAGUUGUCCCUUUCUGUGGUGUCUUUUUAAAAGAACUCUGUGAAGUUUUGGAUGGGGCUGCAAGUCUCAUCAGACUUUGUCCUCAAUAUAACUCUCAGGAUGAAACACUGGAGUUUGUUGCAGAAUAUAAUGGGCAAGAUAACUAUUUGCAGCGGGUAGGCCGAGAUGGCUUACAUAGCGUGGAAAAGGAAUCAGCAGCUAACUACAUAUUUCAGACGAUUCGGAGCUGCAAUCGGAGUUUGGAAUCUGAAGAUGGAGAAGAUAAUUUUAUUGAAGAUGAAGGUGGAAGUUCCAGAAGAAAUUCUUUGAAGGACAGAAACCGCUAUCUGUUUAUAACUGGAGAUCUAUCAGAUUCUGAAAGCGAUCUUUUUGAGCAAUCCAGAGAAUGGACCCCACCAGCAGCUGAAGAGCAGCAGCAAGCAUUCUGCCAUGGAAUAGAACUCAUUCCUUGGUAUGUUCUGUCAAUUAGAGCUGAUGUCCAUCAGUUCCUGCUGCAAGGUGCAACCGUCAUACAUUAUGACCAAGAAACACAUUUUUCAGCACGAUGUUUUCUUCAGCUUCAACCUGAUAAUAGUACAUUGACAUGGACGAAACCUACCACUGCUUGCUGUACAAAUUCAAAAAUGAGACUAAAUAUGCUCGGUACCACUGCUGAACUUGGGAAAUUUCAAUUUCUUGGCAAUACUGGAAUAAAUGGAUUGGUGGAGGGCUGCUUAGACCUGUUCUCAGCAAAGGCAGUGUAUAUGGGGCACUCUGGCAUUGAUAUGCAUUCUGUGUGCAUUCAGAAUAAACUUUGUAAUAUGUCUCUUGAAGAGAAUGGUGUGACACUAUUAUAUGGACUUCAAACUACUGAAAAUAAGUUGCUGCACUUUGUAGCUCCAAAAUAUACUGCCAAAAUGCUUUUUGAUGGAUUGCUGGAAUUAAUUUGUGCUACAAGGAAGAUGAAGAAAUUCCCUGAUCAGAGACUACAAUGGCUGCGAAAACAAUAUGUUAGCCUUUACCAGGAGGACAGCCGAUAUGAAGGCCCAACCUUGGCCCAAGCUGUUGAAUUAUUUGGAGGGAGACGCUGGAGUACGAGAAACACAAGCCCAGGAAACCUGAUGAAAAAUGUAGAGAAACCAGGUGUGCAAAGAAACAACACUCUUGGAAUCAAUACAGCCAAGAAAAAGAAGAAAGUACUCAUGAGGGGUGAAAGUGGAGACGGCACUGAUGAUGAGAUGACAACUCGAAAAGCAAGAACUUUUAAGGAAAAUCGGAGCAGAAGCGGUUCAGACCCUCAGGAUAUUGAUGAGCAAGAGGAUGCAGAACCAUCUCUUCUGGUUACUUUUUUGGGUACCAACACCCUGCCUUCCAGAAGAUCACAGUCUCUGACUACCUCAGCGCCACCUAAUGUAACACCUGGGGUCUCACCUGUCAGGCCAGUAUCUUCUCCUGUGAUGUCGUCAUCAAUAAAGAGUCAAUCUAGCACGUGGAGCAGCAGUAGCUGGCAUGGAAGAGUUAAAGGGGGAUUGAAGGGGUUCCAAACUUGCAUGGUUUCUGAUAACAACAUGAGUUUUGUUGAAUUUGUAGAGCUCUUCAAAUCUUUCAGUGUUCGUAGCCGCAAAGAUUUAAAGGAUCUUUUUGAUGUUUAUGCGGUCCCCUGCAAUCGAUUGGGUUCAGAUUCUGCUCCUUUGUAUACCUCCCUGAAGAUUGAUGAGAACACAAAUGGACUCCAGCCUGAUUUAGAUUUGCUAACAAGGAAUAUAUCGGAUUUGGGUUUGUUCAUUAAAAACAGACAGCAGCUAUCGGACAACCAGCGACAAAUAUCUGAUGCCAUUGCUGCAGCCAGUAUUGUAACUAAUGGCACUGGAGUAGAGAGUACAUCUCUGGGAAUCUUUGGUGUGGGCAUUCAGCAACUCAAUGACUUCGUAGUAAAUUGCCAAGGAGAACACUAUACAUAUGAUGAACUCCUCAGUAUUAUUCAGAAAUUUGAGCCCAGCAUCAACAUGUGUCAGCAGGGACUAAUGUCAUUUGAAGGAUUUGCACGGUUUCUGAUGGAUAAAGAUAAUUUUGCAUCUUUGAACAAUGAAUCUCAGGAGAACAUAGAUGUUUUGGUAUUUCCACUGUCAUAUUACUACAUUGAGUCCUCACACAAUACGUAUCUCACAGGACACCAGCUGAAAGGAGAAUCUUCAGUAGAACUUUACAGCCAGGUUCUCUUGCAAGGGUGUAGGAGCGUUGAAUUAGACUGCUGGGAUGGGGAUGAUGGAAUGCCAGUUAUUUAUCAUGGGCAUACUCUUACUACUAAGAUUCCUUUUAAGGAAGUGGUUGAAGCCAUUGAUCGUAGUGCCUUUUUCACCUCGGACAUGCCAAUCAUUAUAUCUAUUGAGAACCACUGUUCCUUACCUCAGCAACGAAAAAUGGCUGACAUUUUCAAGAAUACGUUUGGAGAAAAGCUUGUAACUAAGUUUUUAUUUGAAAGUGAUUUUUCUGAUGACCCUAUGCUGCCUUCUCCCCUUCAAUUGAGGGGGAAAAUUCUGCUUAAAAACAAAAAGCUCAAAGCACAUCAAACUCCAGUGGAUAUAUUAAAACAGAAGGCUCAUCAGCUGGCACACAUGCAAGCUCAGGCAAGUAAUGGUAGCAAUGUGGUGAAUCUUUCUACUCCAAAUGAGGAAGAAGAGGAUGAGGAAGAUGAAUAUGACUAUGACUAUGAAUCUCUUUCUGAUGCUGAUGUCCUUAAUGCUUCUCCUGCUCCUAACUGCCAGGAAGAUAACAUUCUGGAAGACCGACCUGAGAAUAAGUUAACCAUCGAUAAACUCCAGUUUGAAUACUGUGAAGAAACUGCCAAAAGAAUCAAGAAGAUGGACAGUGCCAUAUACAAUAAUAAAGGAAAGAUUUAUGACAUGGAAUUAGGUGAAGAAUUCUAUCUCUCUCAAAAUAAAAAAGAAAGUAGACAGAUAGCGCCCGAACUGUCAGAUCUUGUCAUCUACUGUCAAGCUGUGAAAUUCCCUGGCCUGUCGACUCUAAAUCCAUCUGGCUCUAGCAGAGGGAAAGAAAGAAAGAGCAGGAAGUCCAUUUUUGGCAACAAUCCUGGAAGACUGAGCCCUGGGGAGCCAGCAAUACUUGCCAAGGCAUCUGGAAAAGGCGCCUUUGACAGUGCACGGCAGAACUGGGAAGAAGCUUGUCCUCCUACUUUUAGCCCUACAACUUCUCUCAGUUCUAUAAUCAGGACUCCUCGAUGUUACCAUAUCUCCUCUUUGAAUGAAAAUGCCGCCAAGCGCUUAUGCAGGCGAUACUCUCAGAAGCUGAUCCAGCACACCACUUGCCAGCUGUUGAGAACAUACCCGGCUGCUACGCGCAUUGAUUCCUCCAAUCCUCACCCACUUCUCUUCUGGCUUCACGGAGUACAGCUAGUGGCACUGAACUAUCAAACGGAUGAUCUUCCCUUGCACCUGAAUGCAGCAAUGUUUGAAUCAAAUGGUGGCUGUGGAUACGUUCUGAAGCCUCCUGUCUUGUGGGACAGGAAUUGCCCGAUGUACCAACAUUUUUGUCCUUUGGAAAGAGAUUUAGACAAUAUGGAACCAGCUAUUUAUUCAUUAACAAUUGUGUCUGGGCAGAACGUUUGUCCCAGCAAUAGCACAGGAAGUCCAUGCAUUGAAGUGGAUGUGCUUGGGAUGCCUCUGGAUAGCUGCCAUUUCCGGACGAAGCCCAUUCAUCGCAAUACUCUCAAUCCCAUGUGGAAUGAGCAGUUCCUAUUCCGGAUCCACUUUGAGGAUCUGGUAUUCCUUCGCUUUGCAGUUGUUGAAAACAAUUCCUCAGCUGUCAUGGCUCAAAGAAUCAUCCCACUGAAGGCUCUGAAGAGAGGCUACAGACAUCUCCAGCUACGAAGCCUGCACAAUGAAGCACUAGAAAUCUCAAGUUUGUUCAUUAACAGCCGAAGAAUGGAAGAAAACUCUUCUGGAAUUGCUAUUCCUUCUUCUUUGCGGUUUAGCACACCUGAGAGGAGGUCGGCUGCUCUCUACAAAGUUACCAUACAUGGAGUCCCAGGUCCAGAACCUUUUACACUUUUUACUAUUAGGCAAGGAACCACAGUUGCUCAGCUUCUGCAUCAAAUUUUGGUUGCCACAAAAAGCAUUGGAACGUAUCCUGCAGAUUAUUUCUUGAUGGAGGAGAAGUGCUUUAUAUCCAAAGAAAGGAAUGAAUACAGGAAACCACCGUUCCAGAGACUCCUUGGCCCCGAGGAGGAGAUUGUCCAGCUCCUGAAUAGCUGGUUCCCAGAAGAAGGUUAUGUUGGAAGGAUCCUCUUUAAAACACGCGAGGAAAACUUGAACGGGAGAAAUCUCUUUCAGGAAGAGAAGGAAGAUGCUGUUGCUAGCUCUGAGGAUGACAGUUUCUUUGUCCAAGUGCAUGACGUUUCCCCAGAACAGCCGCGAACAGUUAUCAAAGCUCCCCGCUUCAGCACAGCCCAGGAUGUUAUCCAGCAGACUUUAUGCAAGGCCAAAUACUCCUACAGUAUUCUGAGCAAUCCCAACCCAAGUGAUUAUGUGCUCUUGGAGGAAGUGACGAAAGAGUCAACAAGCAAAAAAUCUUCUGCAUCCAAAACAUCUCAGAGGAUUCUUUCUGAUCAAGAAUGUGUGUUUCAGGCUCAGAACAAGUGGAAGGGAGCUGGGAAAUUUAUCCUUAAACUUAAAGAACAAGUUCAAACAGGCCGAGAUGACAAAAGGAAAGGCAUUUCAUUUGCUAAUGAACUUAAGAAAUUAACUAAAUCAAGUAAGCAGUACAGAGGCUUUAUCACUUCGCCUCUUCAAACAUCUUCAGAAAGUCUCCCAAGUAAAGAUGACAAGACGGCUUGCGGUUUGACUUUCAGUGACACUAUGGAGUAACCUGCAGUUUUGUUUUCAGGGAGUUACAAAGAAUAGAGGAAAAGCCGCACUAAAGAGAAGCUGAGAAUACGACGAAGACGUAUCCAUACCUUUGCCCACUAACUCUGAGCUGUCUUUUAUUUGUAACUGGACCAUAUCUAAAUAAGACACAGGCCUUGAAUCGGAGUGAGAAGUUGCUGGUAGGCUAGUGGAUGGAUCAGGAGGGGAUUGGCGCCCCACUUCGGUGCCACCCUGAAGCUGUUUGUUGGCAACAAGAGCCGGUUCUGUCAGCGAUCAAAGAGAAGUCGUGGGCUCGAGACUUUGCUAAGACGCCCUGGCAUCUUUUGGAAAGAUUCCUUCUGUCUUUACAUUCACUCCUUUGGGCAGGAGAACAAAAGCAAGCACCUUAGAUUGUCCUUAACAAACAGCACCCAACCUUUUUCAGAAUAGAAGAUUUGGGUGAUGCAUCUUAAGGGAAGACGAAGGUUGAGGAUGUUCUGGUGUGUGUUCUGUAAAUAUGAUGCACUUUGGAAAGUUCUAAGUAGAUAUAGGUACAUUGUAACUCAAAGAUUUGAAUAUGGUGAAUGUGUCUUCUUAAUAAUGUUAGUGUACAGUAGUCAGUAUACGUAUUUUGGUAGUGGGGCUUAUGUUGAUAAAUUUAGGAACCAGAUUUUGUCAUGCAAUGUAUCUUAGUGUUUCUGUUCAAAACAACACUAUUAUUAUUUAUUUAAAUAUCCCAAGGUAUGUGCCACUGUACAAUGUAUUUAUCAUGCCUUGCUUUAGAGAAUUCUAUAUAUCUUUAUAGAACAAAAAUCUACUUAUUUCUCAGUUUAGAGGAGAAGUGUUUAAUUUUAUUGAGAAGUAUAUUCAGGAAACACAAUCUGUAUGCUUCAUAUCUCAGCAGUAGAGCAAUAUUAAAAGUGUUUUGAGAGAGAGAGAGAGAAAAAUAAAUGAGAGCUUUACUUCCGAGUGUAUAAUAAUACUCUCAAAAUAAUGUCAUAGUAAAAGUCUGUUUUGAAAACACUUUCACUCGUUGCUGUAGAGGGUUGUCUUAUUUAAAGAAAGAAAAAACCUUUAAACUUAGAAAGCAGACAAGACAAUUCAAUUUCAUUUUUGGUAUAAAAUUUUGCUGUUUCUGUUUACAUAGAAGUACUUGUAAAAAUCUGUAUAUGUUUGCAAAAUCAAGGCUUUGGUUGUUUUUAUAAGGGCUGUUAGUACUGGCUGUAACUUCUCUGCUUUUUGUUAAUAUCCUGUUAAGAUAAUUUAACAUUACACCUAUAAAGCAUGCAAAAAUUAAA
Anolis carolinensis (green anole) is the source of this 9576-nucleotide messenger RNA. RefSeq names its product phospholipase C epsilon 1 (gene plce1). Gene Ontology annotation, molecular function: phosphatidylinositol-4,5-bisphosphate phospholipase C activity; guanyl-nucleotide exchange factor activity. The record is from RefSeq and is a predicted model, not a curated record. Gene Ontology annotation, biological process: release of sequestered calcium ion into cytosol; phosphatidylinositol-mediated signaling; small GTPase-mediated signal transduction. The transcript has 36 exons. NCBI's taxonomy places the organism in Eukaryota, Metazoa, Chordata, Lepidosauria, Squamata, Anolidae. Bases 1604 to 8299 code for a protein of 2231 amino acids.